Solanum stenotomum is the source of this 702-nucleotide messenger RNA. Its product is annotated as ubiquitin C-terminal hydrolase 13-like. The record is from RefSeq and is a predicted model, not a curated record. Gene Ontology annotation, molecular function: protein binding. The transcript is spliced from 5 exons. The coding region runs from base 1 to 702 and encodes 233 amino acids. NCBI's taxonomy places the organism in Eukaryota, Viridiplantae, Streptophyta, Magnoliopsida, Solanales, Solanaceae.
AUGGAAAAUAUUACAAAUUCAUUACCAACACGUUACGUGUUGAAGAUUGAAUCAUUUUCGUUGCUCUCAGAAAAUGGUAUUUCCAAAUAUGAAUCAAAGGAGUUCGAAUCCGGUGGCUUCAAUUGGAAAAUGAUCAUUCAUCCUAACGGAGAUGGAGAUGGAAAAGGCCAUAUAUCUAUAUACUUGGCUGUUAUUGGGGCAAGCUUGUUGGAUUCUGUUUGCGAGGUUAAUGCCUCGUUUAGCUUCUUGAUAUUUGAUCAAAUUCAUGACAACUUUACUGUAAUGAAAGGAAUGGAGAGGCGCUUUCGCAAUAUCAAGACUGAAUGGGGUUUUUCGAAAUGUAUCAGUCAUAAAACAUUCAAAUAUCCGUCUAAUGGUUACCUUGUUGAUGACAAAUGUAUCUUUGGAGUUGAUGUCUAUGUCAUCAAGAAUCAGCGAAUAGGUGAAUGUAUGUCCUUAUUGAAAGGCACCGAGCUUUAUAAGAACGAAUGGAAGAUUACCGAGUUCACAAAAUUGAAGAAAAGAGUGUACUAUUCUGAGGAGUUUACUGUUGAGGGAUAUAAAUGGAAACUUUUGUUAUAUCCUACAGGUGAUAGCAGACAAAAUGGUCAGAAUAUCUCCAUCUUUCUUGAGUGGUGGUGUAAAUUGGUAUUCAGCUACUGCAUCCGGAUGGGGCUGGUCAUCAUUUAUGCCAUGUUGUGA